Molecule: messenger RNA, 3765 nt
Organism: Plasmodium berghei ANKA
Lineage: Eukaryota; Apicomplexa; Aconoidasida; Haemosporida; Plasmodiidae
Product: ABC transporter F family member 1, putative
Exons: 1
Coding region: 1-3765 (1254 amino acids)
Cellular component (GO): ATP-binding cassette (ABC) transporter complex
Molecular function (GO): ATPase-coupled transmembrane transporter activity; ATP binding; ATP hydrolysis activity
Source: RefSeq, a predicted model, not a curated record
AUGUUUAUUGAAUUUUUAAUAUGGGUUAUAGCAUACUAUUUAUUAUUUAGUAACGGUAUAAAAAUUAAUCGAAAUAAUCAAAGCUUUUUAAGUAACUCAAUUUUUAAAGAUCCUAUAUCUAAAAAUUAUACAAAAAAGAUAAGAAAAAAAAAUGUAAAUUCAAAGAGUAUAUCGAACACUUUAUUAAAUGAAAAGAAGUGGACAUUCCCUAUUCUAAAUGUCCAUAUUGACAGUUAUAAUAAUGAUAAAGAAAUUAGAGGUGUAGAAAAUGAAAAUAUAGACGUGGAGAAAUACAAAUCUGACCAAGAAGAUAAUGAUUGUUGGGAUAAAAAAAUAAAUAAAUAUAAAAAACUUUUAAACCUAGAAGAACUUGAUGAAUACACUAUUUUAUCACCAAAAUAUAAUAUUAAUAUAUAUAAUGUGUUAGAAAAAAAUUAUAACCAAAAAGACAAAAAUAAUGUAAUAUUAACAAUUAAUAAUUUAAAUUAUGAAAUAGGAAAUAAAAAGUUAAUAAAUAAUUUAAAUUUAACUUUGAAUAAAUCAGAAUGUAUUGGCUUAAUUGGAAAUAAUGGGUGUGGGAAAUCAAGUCUUUUGAAUUUAAUUUUUGAAAGUUCAGAAAAUUCUAAUAAACAUGUAAUAAUUAAUAAUAAUGUAAAAAAAGACAAUCUAAUAAAUAUUAUAAAAAGUAGUAGCCCUAUUCUAUAUGUAGACUCAUUACUUAAUAAAAAUGAUUUUACUUUUUUUUAUAAUUUUUUAUCAUAUAUGAAAAAAAAAUCAUUAAAAUUAAGCUCUAUGCCUAAGUUAAUAAAAAGUAUAAGUAUUUCUGAUUUUGAAAGGUUGAAUAAACAAAACGAGGAAAAUUAUAAUAGUGAACUAUUUUAUUAUAAAAAUGAUAUAUUUUAUUUUAAACAAAAUAUACAUUUGUUAGGAAAUAAUAACAUUACAGUUUUUGAAAAAAUUUUAAAAUUUUAUCAAAACACAUUAGAAAAAUAUGAUAUUCUAAAUUAUAUUGAAGAAAAUAUUAGUAUGUAUAAAAGUUCAGAUUAUUUAAAGAAAUACAAGAUAGGUGAAAUGAACGAACAAAAUAAAAACAACUUAAAAUUGAAAGAUAAAAAAAUUGAUAAAAGCAAAAUUUCUUCUGAGGAAGAGGAUUUUUUAAAGUCUAAAUAUUUUGAAUAUGUUUUAAAAUUGUAUAUGAAUGAAAAGGAAGACAUUUUUAAAGAUAUAAAUAAUAUAAAAAUGAAUUUAAAUAAAUAUUUAAAUAUUUUAAAUUUAAAAAAUUUUUUACAUGUAAAAUUAUCUGACUUAAGUAAUGGAUAUAUUAUAAGGGUGUAUUUAUUACUACUCCUUUUAAGCAAACCUAAAUUGCUAUUGAUAGAUGAAAUAAAUAAUAAUAUGGAUAUAUUUAAUAUAUUUUUUAUUAUGAACGUAUUUAAAUAUGCAUUAAAAUAUACAAAUAUUGGAAUUAUUUUAGCUAGCCAUGAUUUUUUCCUAAUAAGUAAAUUAUGCAACCGAAUAUUAGACUUUAAUAAAAUUUCAGGAUAUGAUAUAGAUUUUAGUAAUAUAUCUCUCUUAAAAAAAAUAAAUCAAAAUAGUAAUUACAUAAAAGAUACUAAAAUUAAUGAUCGUUCUACUUUAGUCAAUAUUAGUGAACAAUCCGGAAAGUCCUAUUCAAACCUGACUUUUUUUAAAGGCAAUUAUACCCAAUAUUUAAAUAAUAUGAAAAUAUUAUUUAAUAACAGAAAAAAAAAAAAAGAAGACCUCAAAAAAAUUAUAGAUCAAUUGAAUGCUUCUAUAUUAAAAAUAAAAAAAAAUAAUAAAAAAGAAUUUUUAAAAAGUUCGUUAAAAAAAAAAGAAGAAGAAUUAUCCUUAUAUCAAAAUAUUUAUAACACAUUUUUUAACGUGACAUUAAACUAUCAGCAUAUGUAUUAUAAUUUAAUUUAUAGUAAGAAGAAUGAAAAAAGGGGAGAAAACAAAUACAUGGGUUUUUCUUCUAAAGACAAUAAACAAAAUCAAAGCAUAAUUUUUAGAGAAAAUGACCAAAAUAAUAUUAGAAAAAUUCAAGAUAACCAAAAUUGCAAAAUAGGUGAAGAUCAAUUAUAUGAUUAUCACAAUGAAAAUAGCUCAUUUGAAAAAGAAAAAUGUCAGUACUUCGAAGUUCCCAAUACUAAAUGCAAAUCAGAAGAAAAAGAAGUGCCAACAAUAAUUGACGAAAUGGAUGAAAAAAAAUUUGUUUAUAACCAAUUGGAUGAUGUAGAUAGAGAAAUGAACAAAAAUAUUUUAAUAGACAUGUGCAAAAAAAUAAAAAAUAAUGAAUUAAUAAAGACAGGGGAAUUAUAUUCUACACAGAAUGUUACUUUAUAUGAAUUCCAGGAUUUUUCGUUAUACUAUUUGGAUAAUAAAAAUUAUGAUAAUGAAUAUUCUGGAAUAAAAAAAAAGGAACGAAAAAAAUAUAUAUUUAAAGAUUUAAAUCUGAAUAUUAAUAGUAAUGAAAAUGUAUUAUUACUAGGGAAAAAUGGAAUAGGUAAAUCAACACUUUUUAAAAUAUUAACAAAUAAAUAUAGCUUUAUAAUGAAUAAUAAUAAUGAAAGUAAAAAUAUUAAUAAUAAAAAAAGCAUGUAUGUAUAUGGAGAUAGUAAUAUAUGUAAUAGUUAUGAUGAGGCAGAAGAAAAUGAUACAUCAUUUAAUUGUGAAAUAGAUAAAAAUAUAAGAUUUGAAGGGAAUAUUAAUUGUAGUUUUAAUAAUGUGUUAUUAACUUAUUUUGAGCAAAAUAUGAUAAAAAAACUAAAUUUAGAUAUUGAUGAUUAUUUUAAAUAUUUAAUUGAAAAAGUAAAAUAUCAACCAAUCAACUUUUUAGAAAAUCCAGAUUUUGAUAAUACUCCUUUUGGCCAAGAUGUAUUCUUUUAUUACAUUUUAAAUAAAACAAAACCAGAUUAUAAUGACAACAGUAAUGUUAAUAUAGAUGACAAAAUAAAAUCUUUGUUAAAAAUUUUUUAUAUUGAUAGUGAAACAUCAAUUACAGAAAAAAGUGGUGGAGAAAAAGUUCGUAUUUUAUUUCUUUCAUUAUUUUUAAAAAAAUCAAAUUUAUUGUUAUUAGAUGAAAUAAACAACAAUCUAGAUAUAUAUUUAAAAAACCUUUUGUUAAAUUUUUUAAAUUAUAUAUAUCAAGGAAGUUAUAUAUUAACAACUCAUGAUUUUUAUAUAAUCAAUAAUCUAAAUAAUAUACAUAAAAUUAUAUACAUAUUUGAUUAUCAAAAUGUUUUUACUUUUUAUAAUGUCAAUGAUUUUGUCAAAAAUUUUUAUAGUUUUAUUUUAAACUCCUUUAGUGCGUUUAAAAAUGUGGGAACCAAUGACUUUGGUAAUAAUAACAAAGAGGAAAUGGAUACGAAUUAUGCUACUUGUCAUAGUCAUAAUUCGCAAAUAAAAAACAAUAUGGAAAAAAUGAACUAUAGUAAUGAGUUGGAAGUAAAUAAUACACUAGACAUAAAUACAUUAAUAAAUAAUUUUAAUAAAAUUGAAAAAAAAAGUGAAGAAUUGAAUCGAGAAAAUUAUGGAAAAGAACUUUAUGAUAGUUAUGAUUUUAAAAUUUUAGAAUUUUUAAAAAACCAACUCAAAAAAGACAAGAGCGAAAGAAAAAGCUUUGAAGAAAUAAAUCCCUUAGAAGAAGAAAUUUUUGAAAAAAAAAAAAUUAAUAAAAAAAAUUUUGGUGGAAAGGGAUUGUCAGGAAAAGUUAAAAUAAAAAAUUGGAAACGAUGGAAAAAGUGA